Molecule: messenger RNA, 467 nt
Organism: Cynoglossus semilaevis (tongue sole)
Lineage: Eukaryota; Metazoa; Chordata; Actinopteri; Pleuronectiformes; Cynoglossidae
Product: myosin light chain 5-like
Exons: 6
Coding region: 10-456 (148 amino acids)
Molecular function (GO): calcium ion binding
Source: RefSeq, a predicted model, not a curated record
GUCUUCUCCAUGUUUGAACAAACUCAGAUCCAGGAGUUCAAGGAGGCGUUCACACUGAUCGACCAAAACCGUGACGGAUUCAUUGACAAGGAGGAUCUGAAGGACACGUACGCUUCUCUGGGGAAACUCAACGUGAAGGACAACGAGCUGGAGGACAUGCUGAAGGAAGCUACAGGUCCCAUCAACUUCACGAUGUUCCUCAACCUGUUUGGAGAAAAACUCCACGGCACCGACCCUGAGGACACCAUUUUAAAUGCUUUCAAAUUGUUUGACCCCGAUGCUAAAGGCUACGUCCAAAAGGACGAAUUACAGACGUUACUGAUGACGCAGGCCGACAGGUUCUCAGCCGAGGAGGUGAAGCAGAUGUUCCAGUCAUCAGACAUCGACCCUGCAGGAAACCUGGAUUAUAAAUCUCUGUGUUACAUCAUCACACACGGCGAACAGCAGGAGGAAUGAAACAGAAACAG